Ailuropoda melanoleuca (giant panda) is the source of this 939-nucleotide messenger RNA. Its product is annotated as olfactory receptor 5L1. Gene Ontology annotation, cellular component: membrane. Gene Ontology annotation, biological process: G protein-coupled receptor signaling pathway. Bases 1 to 939 code for a protein of 312 amino acids. The transcript is spliced from 2 exons. Lineage: Eukaryota; Metazoa; Chordata; Mammalia; Carnivora; Ursidae. Gene Ontology annotation, molecular function: G protein-coupled receptor activity; olfactory receptor activity. The record is from RefSeq and is a predicted model, not a curated record.
AUGGGGGAGGAGAACUGCACCUCUGUGACAGAGUUCAUUCUUCUCGGAUUAGCACAUGCCCCUGAGCUCAGAGUCUUCCUCUUCCUGGUGUUCCUUCUCGUCUAUGGCGUCACCGUUGCAGGAAAUCUGGGCAUGAUUGCAGUGAUUCAGGUCAGCUCUCCACUUCACACUCCCAUGUACUUUUUCCUCAGCCACUUGUCCUUUGUGGAUUUUUGCUACUCCACCAUCAUCGUGCCAAAGAUGCUGUCCAAUACCUUAAGCAGGGACAAAGCCAUCUCCUUCCUGGGUUGCAUGGUGCAAUUCUACUUGUUUUGUACCUACGCAAUCACUGAGGUCUUCCUGCUGGCUGUGAUGGCCUAUGACCGCUUUGUGGCCAUCUGCAACCCAUUGUUGUACACAGUCACCAUGUCCCGGAAUCUCUGUAUGGAGCUGGUGUCUUGCUGCUACCUCUGGGGGAUGAUGUGUUCUCUGAUCCACUUGUGUUUAGCUCUGGAGAUCCCAUCCUAUAGAUCAAAUGUGAUUAACCACUUCUUUUGUGAUCUGCCUCCUCUUUUAUGGCUUGCUUGCUCUGAUGUCUCUAUUAACGAACUCACGGUGUUCAUUGUGGUCACUGUCAAUGAGAUCAUCACCAUCGUGGUCAUCUUCACUUCCUACUUGCUGAUUCUCAUCACCAUCCUGAGAAUGCACUCUGCAGAGGGAAGGCGUAAAGCCUUUUCCACCUGUGCCUCCCACCUCACAGCCAUCCUUGUCUUCCAUGGAACGAUUCUUUUCAUUUAUUGCCAGCCCGGUUCUGGCUACAGUGUGGAGACUGACAAGGUGGCCACAGUAUUCUACACCAUAGUGAUCCCCAUGUUGAACCCCCUCAUCUAUAGUCUGAGGAACAAGGAUGUGAAAGAAGCUCUCAAGAAAAUAAUUGGCUCCUCUUUGCACUCUUCUUAA